GCAGAGAGGAGGAAACUGGCUACUGACAUUCUCCUUAAGCCUCCCACAAAUAACAGCCAUUAGUGGGAAGGUCAGGAGCUGAGCAGGCAGCUUGACUAAGGCACUGAGUACCACUUCAGAAAGCAAGAGGCUAGCAAAUUUUAGAGGGAGUUUAAGUGGGUAAUAGCUGGCUCUAAAGGUACAGCCACUGUUGGCACAAUUGACUCAUAGGGGCUGUUUUCUCCCCCCUCCUUCUUCAUCCUCCUCCCCUCCUCGUUCCAUGCAACAAGAAUAUUUUUAUUGACCACAGGUGGACUUAAUAUAUUUUAAGGCAACAGUUCUUUGGGCUCUUGUUUUUGUUUCUCAGAUAUUGAAUUUGCAGCUUUUGAGACUGGUUUUUGUGUGUGUGCGUGUGCUUAAUGGUGGUGAACUGGAGGGAAGUUUAACAGAAAAGCUUUCAGGAGAUGCCAGGAUCUAAAGGGGAAGACACAUUUGUGUCAACAUAGCGUUUGCUUUCUCAUCUUUCCUCAUUGCACACUAAUGACACACGGCUGCCACUGAAGCUUUCUUGUGAUUCUUUUGUUGUUUUGUGAGAGAGUGAGGUUUAUUGUUGUUCUCCAGUUAAGGGAGAGCUUGCGAGAGUGGUACAUUUGUCCUCUCAAUUUGUAGAUUUUAUUAGAAGAUGAAUGUUCCUUACACAUUAAGUUGAGAAAAACUGGACUCUUCUUCCCCAUUUCUUUUAACCUGACUUGGUGGUGGUGGUGGUUGUUUUUUUAUGAGAGGGCAUGAAUUUUGUUUUACAUUUUUGAAGUUGCAGUGUUUAUGUAAUCCGUGUAGGUGUUCUUUCCCUCUCGCUCCUCCCUCUGGUUUUUCCUCAUAGGAGGCCAAAGUACGUAACAGUACUGGGAAAAUGCAAAGUGCAUUGUUCUAAAUAGAGCUUGGUUUUUAAAAAGUAGUUGGUGGCAGUGGCGUUCGGUUUUUCAUUGUAUCUAGCCUGUGUUAACAAUCUUUAUGCUGGUGGCAAUCCUAAAAGGAAAUGCUGUGGUUUGUUUUGUUUUUCUGGAUAGAGUUGCCUUUUUAUUUCGUUCAUUUCACCCACUCCCUUUUGUGAUCUGAAAGGUUAUUGUAUAUUCCUCAUCCAAGAACUUUACGUUUUUUAAAAAUAAAUAAAUAAAUCAACUUUUGAUCUUUAUGGAAAAGAGAGAAGACACUUCUCUUUCCCCCGACUUCUGCUCCUUGAGGCAUUUUAGGCAAUUAACAGGGGAAAACAAAGAUGUGAGAGAUGAAACAUGCAUGCAGUUCUUUCCUAGUUUUCUUUUUAAAAGAAGUUGGAGAUCGUCUUAUUUCAUCCCACCCCCUUCUUUUUUGUCAGAAGAGGCAGAAGUGGAUGUGAGAGACAGAGACACUCAGAAAGACACAGAACGAAAGAGGGCAAGAGACUUGACUUUGAGAGACUCCUGUGCUGACAACUCCAUGCAGUUCGGAACAAGGACAGCAACGGCCGAAUCUGGUUUCAUGGGGACAUGGCAGAACGCUGACACUAACCUCUUGUUCAGAAUGUCCCAGCAGGCCAUACGCUGCACACUGGUAAAUUGCACGUGUGAAUGUUUCCAACCGGGGAAGAUAAACUUGAGAACCUGCGAUCAGUGUAAACAUGGAUGGGUGGCACAUGCUUUGGACAAGCUUAGCACGCAGCAUCUGUACCACCCAACUCAAGUGGAGAUUGUACAAUCCAAUGUAGUGUUUGACAUCAGCAGCUUAAUGCUCUACGGGACUCAGGCCGUUCCGGUGAGACUGAAGAUAUUGCUGGACCGACUGUUCAGCGUCUUGAAACAGGAAGAAGUGUUGCACAUCCUGCAUGGCUUGGGCUGGACACUUCGGGACUACGUUCGGGGUUACAUCCUUCAGGAUGCUGCAGGCAAAGUGCUGGACCGCUGGGCCAUCAUGUCCAGGGAAGAAGAGAUUAUUACCCUUCAGCAGUUUCUGAGGUUCGGGGAAACCAAAUCCAUCGUGGAGCUGAUGGCAAUUCAAGAAAAAGAAGGGCAGGCAGUGGCUGUUCCAUCUUCAAAGGCAGACUCAGACAUAAGGACUUUUAUUGAAAGCAAUAAUCGAACCAGGAGCCCGAGUCUCCUUGCUCACCUGGAGAACAGCAACCCUUCGAGCAUCCAUCAUUUUGAAAACAUCCCCAACAGCCUCGCAUUCCUGCUUCCAUUUCAGUACAUAAAUCCAGUCUCUGCCCCUCUGCUGGGUUUGCCACCGAACGGCCUCCUGCUGGAACAGCCCACCCUGAGACUGCGUGAGCCGAGCCUAUCGACGCAGAACGAAUACAACGAGAGCAGCGAGUCUGAAGUCUCCCCAGCACCUUUCAAGAAUGAGCAGGCAUCCAGCAGGAACGCCUUGACCAGCAUCACAAAUGUAGAGCCCAAAUCUGAGCCAGCGUCUGUGUCCCCCGUACAGACGUCCACCCCUAUCAACGAUUUGUCCAAGCCGGAACAUACGAAAAGCUCUUUCAGAAUUCAUAGGAUGAGGAGGAUGGGGUCAGCGUCACGGAAAGGGAGAGUCUUCUGCAACGCAUGCGGCAAAACCUUUUACGACAAGGGCACCCUCAAAAUCCACUACAACGCUGUCCAUCUUAAGAUCAAGCACAGGUGCACGAUUGAAGGCUGCAACAUGGUGUUCAGCUCGCUCAGAAGUCGCAACCGUCACAGUGCUAACCCCAAUCCCCGACUUCAUAUGCCCAUGCUAAGGAACAAUCGAGACAAGGAUCUCAUCCGCGCUACAUCAGGCGCCGCUACCCCUGUCAUAGCAAGUACAAAGUCCAGCUUAACGUUAACAAGCCCUGGCAGGCCUCCAAUGGGUUUUACCACUCCCCCGCUAGAUCCUGUGCUACAAAACCCAUUGCCUAGCCAACUUGUGUUCCCAGCUUUAAAGACUGUGCAGCCUGUUCCUCCUUUUUACAGAAGUUUACUUACGCCAGGCGAGAUGGUGAGCCCUCCAACCUCAUUGCCGACUAGCCCUUUAAUGCCAGCAGCUGGCACCGUAGAGCAGCUCCCCCUGCCGCCUUCGGAAUCAACAGCCCCUGCGUUGAUGAUGCCCACGCAAGAGGCAAAUACUGACCUUGCCCCGAAGAAGAAGCCAAGAAAGUCCAGCAUGCCUGUAAAAAUAGAGAAGGAAGUUAUUGACACCGCCGACGAGUUUGAUGACGAAGAUGAGGAUGUCAACGAUAACCGGAGUGUGACUAACGAUGGUGGUCAUGACAAUCACUGUCAUUCUCAGGAAGAAAUGAGCCCUGGGUUGUCUGUGAAAGACUUCUCCAAAAACGGGAGGAACAGGUGCAUUUCGAGGACGGAGCUGAGAAGGGCAGAUAGCAUGACGUCGGAAGAUCAAGAGCACGAGAGAGACUAUGAAAACGAGUCAGAAUCCUCGGAACCAAAACUGUGCGAGGAAUCCAUGGAAGGCGAUGAACCCAUGAUGCAUGAGAGAAACCACACAUCCAUGAUGAACCACGACAGGCCAGAUGAAAACCACCACGGCAUUUCCCACCAAGAUGAAGUUAAGGUGAAGGAAGAAUUUACCGACCCUACCUAUGAGAUGUUCUACAUGAGCCAAUAUGGACUUUACAACGGGGGCAGUGCCAGUAUGGCUGCCCUCCACGAAAGCUUCACUUCCACUUUCAACUAUAACAGUCCCCAGAAGUUCUCCCCAGAGGGCGAUUUGUGCUCAAGCCCAGACCCCAAGAUCUGCUACGUGUGCAAGAAGAGUUUCAAGAGCUCCUACAGCGUGAAGCUCCACUAUAGGAAUGUGCAUUUAAAAGAGAUGCAUGUCUGCACAGUGGCUGGUUGUAACGCUGCCUUCCCUUCAAGGCGAAGCAGAGACAGAUUGUGCAGUUGGUCCGGUAACCAUCAGGACAACAGUAAAGCUGAUCUUAUCACAAGACACAGUGCUAACAUAAACUUGCACCGUAAACUGUUGACCAAAGAACUGGAUGACAUGGGCCUGGACACUUCGCAGCCCUCGCUUAGCAAGGACCUCCGCAACGAGUUUUUGAUGAAGAUCUACGGCGCCCCGCAUCAGAUGGGCUUUGACAUACGGGAAGACACCUCCUCCCCGGCAGGUACUGAGGACUCCCACCUGAACGGGUACGGAAGGGGCAUGUCAGAAGAAUACAUGGUGCUAGACCUCAGCACCACCUCCAGCAUCCAGUCUAGCAGUAGCAUCCAUUCCUCCAGAGAAUCCGAUGCGGGGAGCGACGAGGGGAUUCUCCUUGAUGACGUGGACGGCGCAAGUGACAGUGGGGAGUCGUCACACAAGGCGGACCCCCCGGCCUUAGGGGUCGGCGUGGGCGCCGAAGUCCCGGGCUCCCUCAUGUUCAACAGCAUUUCCAUGAGCAACGGGGGGAUCGUGUGUAACAUUUGCCACAAAAUGUACAGCAACAAGGGGACUCUCAGGGUGCAUUACAAGACUGUGCACCUGCGGGAGAUGCACAAGUGCAAAAUCCCUGGGUGCAACAUGAUGUUUUCUUCUGUCCGCAGCCGGAACCGGCACAGUCAGAACCCAAACCUGCAUAAAAACAUUCCCUUCGCUUCACUAGACUAGUUCAAAGAUGGACGUGGCAAACGCCAGUAGCUCUCGCAGAGGGUUUCCGCUACUUUGAACUGCCAUUUACAGACUAUUAUAUAAAUAUAUAUAAAUAUAAAUAUAAAUAUAUAUCUUUUUUUUUCUUUUUUAACAAAACAGAAAAAAACAAACACCAGGUGCUUUUUUUUCCUUUUUCUAUUUUUUUUUCUUUUCUUGUUUGUCUGUUUUUAUUUUGUGUGGGUUGGGGUAGUAAGUUUAACCUGGGAGGAAAUUUCCACUGCUUCAAAGAGAACAAACGAACGUACACACACACACAAACACGAACAAACUUGCAUUCUGGAGCCCCACUUUUGUUAUAAAACUCGUGGUCAUCUCCAAAGAGACUGUUUCUUUUACCUUUGACUGUCGCCUGCAAUCUUGAGGAAGGGGAGAAAUGCGGGGGAGGGGGGGCCACAAGGAAACACAGCACUGCAGAGAGAGGGGAGGGGGGGAAAGAACAAGUACAAUUGUCUUUUGUGUAUGUUAAACCUUUGAGAGGACCAUCAACUACACAUGGCUGUUACACUUGUAUAUAUUGAGCCUUGAAGGGCCUAUCAUGUAAAACAAUUGUAUUGAUGGUGGUUAACUUUUUGUUUUAUUUUUAUUUGGGGGGGUUGUUUUUUGUUCGGUUCGGUUUUACAUUUACAUCCAGCUGUUAGAUAUGCGGGGAAGGGGGGAGAAUAGUUUGCUGGCUAGCUCUGUUCAUUUAUAUUAGCUUCAGUGCACAUUUAGAAAAAAGAAAAAAAGAAGAAAACACAAGGUCUUGUUUUUUAACUACCUGCUAGAGAUGCGUAAUGGGGAGGUGCUGGCAUGCUUUAGAGCACCUGAUCUGAUACAGUUUUUUUUAAGGGAUUUUUUUUGUCUUGUUACUAUUACAUAAAUCCAGUCAUGCACUUUUUUCUUACACAAUGUGGGGAUGUGUAAUAAUAUCCAUACCCUUUUUUCCCUUAAAAAGUAUUGCCAUACUUUCAGUGUCUUAUUGAUUAAGAAAAAAAAGAAAGAAAAGAAUUAACACUUUGUUAGAAGUGGUCCGGUCAGUAUGGGGCGAGAAUGCCGAACAAAUAAAAUAAAAAAAUAAAAGUGUUAAAUGUUAACACGAAACUGCCAACUUUGCACAAGUUUUCAGUAACCAAAAUAUAAUCAGCUGCUGUGGCCUGCGGGGAAAAAUAUCCUAGGAAUUUGGGAGCAAGGAGAGAAUACACAUGAAUGUCCUUCUCGGGUUCUAAAUAUUAUCCACAAGUGAGUCUGUAGGUUUGUAGACAAGAAAAACAGAGAUUCGCAGUGCGAGACAUUUCUUCAACUGAGAAAGGAUGGGCUUCCAGUUGAAAUUGUCCAGUUGAAUUGUGUGGGACUUACUUUUGAUCUGUAGUAGCUUAGAAGGAGGUCACAGUGACUUAAGGGCCAAAUCCGAAAUCCUGAAAUGAAUUUGUGUGUUCUCUACUGAAGACUUGGGCUUUAGUUGCAUGAAAAUGAAAAACAAUUCUAACCUCUGCAAAGUUGUCUGGUGUGCACUGGAAAGUGCCGAGGUAUGAUCAAGGCAUGGUUUUUGUUUUUUUUAAUAGAAGCAAUCGGAAGCCAUUCAUGGCACAAGCACUUAAAGCUUGGAAACGGUGUGCCAUUCAUUAGAUUGGGUAAUUUCCCCUUUGGAGAAAUCGGAAGCUGGUGGCUGCGUAUAGGGAGGGACCCAAACCGAAAAUUCAUGUUUUCAUCUUUUGUACUUUCCCAACAUGAUUUGUCAGAGAACAAUUACAGUAGAGUUGGGAAAGAGUGUGUUAGAGGAGAGGCCAAUGAUUGAGGAAGACAGGGAGAAGCUGCUCACCAAAUCUUUUUUUCUUCUUCUUCUUUUUGUUUCUGGUGUUUACAUGUGUUGUCUGAGCAUGGCAAACCGCACUGGCAGCCUGCGUUACCACAGCAUACUGACUGAAUGAUGAUAUUUACUUAAGCUCAGCCUACAGCCAAGACCAUUAUGGUGUGUGUCAUAUAACAGAUCUUUUCUCUCUCUCUCUCUUUUUUUUAAAAAAAGAAUACACAAGGAAUAUUUCCGCACACAGUGCAUUGCUAACUCAAAGAGAGUGCUUUUCUUUCCUAGAACAUUUCUCUUGUAACUGCGAAACCAGAAAUACUUGGGUUGCUUUCAGCUUCCAAGUUGACUCUGUUGUGCAAUUUCAACCACUGUUCAUUGCAAAUUGGCAUUAGCAAUCCAGUCUUAAUUUUACUAGCGGAAACUAUUCCAGUUAAAUAGAUUCCCCCGUCUUCCUUGGCCCUCAUCCACCUCUAGUUAGUUGUGGCUGAGUCUCAUUUGAACCAACAGGAAGACGUUAGUCUCAACUGAACUAAACCCUAUCCUUUCACUGGGACUUAGGCUUGUCUAACUUUUCCUUGUUUGGAAGCAGUAUAUGCUACAGUACUUUUUUUCUCCUAAAACAAAAAUAUAAAUACUAGUUGCAGUAUCUCCAUGUGUGUGUAAAAAAGAAAAAGAAAAAGAUGUCUUUAUUAAUUGAAAUGCCUUAUCUUAGGCCAUAUUUCUUUGUUUUCAAAUAGUGGACACAACUUCUGACAUUAUUUACAGAUUUCCUACAGACUCUUUUAAAAGUGUUACCGACCAGUAUGUCAAAAAAAUAUGUUUACAUCAAAAACCUCCACAAUUUUUGCUGACUUGAUUUUUUUUUCAUUUGUGCUUUGUCUUUUUUCCAAAGUCUUAAUUACUUUUGUUUAUAAAAAUUAAAUGGAGAGAUGCUUUGUUUUGUUUUAUGCUACGUAUGUACGGUAUGCUUGUGAAAGGGAACAUAGAAAAGUAAAGGUUUGUUCUUCCCAAACAAAUUAACUUUUGUAGUGUUAUCUGUACUGCACUGUCUCUUCAAACCCUGCCCUCUGCCCAGCUAUUAGGAACCAAGUGAGAAGAAAUGUUGAAAAAGGCAAAACGAACCUUUAAAAAUGGCUAAGUGAUAUCUAAGGAACAUUUUUUUAAAAAAUUAAAAAACCCAACACUGUUUUUGAAGUAUGUAUGGUAUAAAUAAAUAUCGUUUUUAAUGAAAAACAUAUUUGAGGUAUAUAAAUAAUUCUUUCCUGAAUAAAUCACUGUUCUGCAUUCUCA
Messenger RNA from Podarcis raffonei (Aeolian wall lizard), 7690 nucleotides. RefSeq names its product basonuclin 2 (gene BNC2). Lineage: Eukaryota; Metazoa; Chordata; Lepidosauria; Squamata; Lacertidae. The record is from RefSeq and is a predicted model, not a curated record. The transcript has 8 exons. Gene Ontology annotation, biological process: regulation of DNA-templated transcription. Gene Ontology annotation, cellular component: nucleus. Bases 1171 to 4575 code for a protein of 1134 amino acids.